CAGACGCAUCCUUCGUUCUCUGCUCUUUGUUUACGUAUUCCAGUGGAAAUGUACAGAACCAGUUUUUUUAGUAUAUAAGUAAAUUCCUGAGCAAAUCACAGUCGGUUUAAAUGUUCAUUUUUUAUUCUUCGUAAGUUACGGUAGUUGUUUGUAAAUGGUAGUAGGAGCGGCUCCUAACAACAACGAGAAGAUUUACCUCCCGUAACCUCGCAUGAAGAUUUUUACGACAUUUAGAAAAACGAACCACAAAAUGAAGAACAAUUGUAUAAUUGUAACACUUUGGUGCGUUGUGUUUGGUGAUACUAAUGAAGUGAAGUCAGUGUCAGUGAUGGAGGGAGAUUCUGUCACUCUACACAUUAACGUUACUGAUAUACAACAAGAUGAAGAAGUUCAGUGGAGGUUUGGACUUGAAAACAGACGCCUUAUAGCUGAGAUUAUCAAGAAGAAGAUAAAAUAUGAACCUCUUGAGGGUUUCAUAGGCAGACUGGACCUGAAUAUUCAGACUGGAGAUCUCACCAUCAAGAACACGAGAAUCAAGCACGCUGGAGUUUAUAAAGCAGUGAUCGUAAAAAGCCAUGGUGAGACAACAGUUAACUUCAGUGUUACAGUCAAUGAAUCUUCACUUGAUGUCAGCGCUGGUACAGAUGAGGAGACGGUGCUGACGACAAAGGGAGAUUCAGUCACUCUAGACACUGGUGUUCAAACACAGAGAGGUGAUAUGAUAGUGUGGAGGUUUGGAGAUGAAGGUGUUCUCAUAGCUAAACAUGAUAAAGAAGACAACAAAAGCCCAAUAUACUAUGAUGGGGGAUCCAAGGACAGACUACAAGUUAAUAAUCAGACUGGAUCUCUCACCAUCAGUGAUGUCAGAUCUUCAGAUUCUGGACUUUAUAAACUGAAGAUCAGCAGCAACAGCAAACAGACAUUCAAGACAUUCAUUGUUUCUGUCAGUGAUGGUCUAUCUAAAGGUGCUAAAGCAGGAAUAGCUGUUAGUGUCCUAGUGGUUAUUGCUGCUGCUGCUGCUGCUGCUGCUUUUGCUGGUGUGAUUUACCAUCGUCAUAGGAUAUCUAAACUACAUUCACUCACAGUUGAAGUGUUCCAGGGAGAUUAUCUCACUCUACCUCCUGAUCCUAAAGACAUACAGACAGCUGAUGAGGGAGAGUGGAUCUUUGGAGAUAAAGAGAUCAUAGCCAGAUUCAAUAAAAAGAAAAACACAUUCUGUACAUAUGAUAAUGUUAUGGAUGAGAGAUUCAAAGACAAACUGAAUCUGAUCAGUCAGACUGGAUCUCUCACGAUCAGGACAUCAAAACCAGACACUCUGGACUGUAUAAACUGAAGAUCAACAGCAGAACAGGACCAUCAUUCAUUCAUUAUAAUGUUAUUGUCAUGGGAAGGGACAAAACUGUACGUUUGGGAGGUUCUGUUACUCUAGAGACUGGUGUCACUGACAUAAAGACCAAUGAUGAGAUAGUGUGGACAUUUGGACCUGAAAACACUCGUAUAGUUCGAAUCACUGGAGGGACCGAUGAGCCUCAUUACCCUGAUGAGAGAUUCAGAGACAGAGUGAAGAUGAACAACAAGACUGGAGAUCUCACCAUCACAAACAUCAGACAGGGAGACAUUGGAGUUUACGAAGUACUGACCUACAUAAAUGGGGAAACGAGAUACAAGAAAUUCACGAUUAACACAGCUGAAACUCCAAAAAACAGACGAAGAGAAUCACCAAAUGAUGACAGAGGAAAUGAAUCACCAAAUGAUAUUCUUCUGUCGUGAAUGAUGCAAAUUCUGCUGCCGGCCAACUGAAUAGAUGCUCAACAUCACAAGUGUGUAGCAGCUGUUACAUCAUCUUCAUCUACAGGAGCGGUUCUCAAUCCUGGUCCUCGCG
This is a messenger RNA of Triplophysa dalaica, 1882 nucleotides long. RefSeq lists its product as uncharacterized. NCBI's taxonomy places the organism in Eukaryota, Metazoa, Chordata, Actinopteri, Cypriniformes, Nemacheilidae. The coding region runs from base 212 to 1333 and encodes 373 amino acids. The transcript is spliced from 7 exons. The record is from RefSeq and is a predicted model, not a curated record.